Messenger RNA from Hevea brasiliensis (rubber tree), 2551 nucleotides. RefSeq names its product hydroxyproline O-galactosyltransferase GALT3. Gene Ontology annotation, molecular function: galactosyltransferase activity; carbohydrate binding. The record is from RefSeq and is a predicted model, not a curated record. Gene Ontology annotation, cellular component: Golgi membrane. NCBI's taxonomy places the organism in Eukaryota, Viridiplantae, Streptophyta, Magnoliopsida, Malpighiales, Euphorbiaceae. The transcript is spliced from 9 exons.
UUAACUCGCUGCAGCAGGAGCAAGCAGCAGUAAUAGUAGUGGGUGGUGGGUGGACCCUCUGAAAAGAUCUCUGGCUUUAUCCGACUCUGAAGUUUCGCCAUUUAUCCGAAGCUCGAAGAUUUUAGAUUUACACUACCAACCCUGAAAACCCAUUUCACCAUUCCAGAGAUAUGAAAGUUGAAACAUAAAGAAACUAGUCGAGGAGGACCACAACAAGGUUGAUUUGUUUCUGGCAAGAGUAGAAGAUCACCAGAUAUGAAAUUCAACAAUUCAAGAGCCAGGAUACAGUUUUACAUGUGUUCAUUCUUCAUAAAGCUACUGGGGGAAAGAGUCUGAUGUGUAAGAAUGAAAAUUUUCAAGAUAGCUUUACCUUUGUUCCGGAUGAAGAAAUGGUCUGGUGGCAUGGUGAUUAUAGCUCUUGCUGUAAUCUUGGUUUUUAGUUAUAGCCUACUGAGAACCCAGCCACAGAAAAAACAGUCAGCUUAUGAUUUUUUCAGAAAUCAUCCAGCUAAUGAUUCUCAUGUGACGGACACCUCUCGCAUUAGACCUCCUCAAGUGGAAGUAGGAAAAGCAACAAAAUUAUCAAAAAAACUACAUUUUAUAAAUUUUGAAGGACUUAAUGACCUGUAUGCCCCAAACAGUAUUUCCAAGGAAGAGUCAAAGGCCUUGCUGGUAUGGAGUCAGAUGCGUUUGCUAUUGUCCAGGUCUGAUGCUUUGCCUGAAACAGCUCAAGGGAUCAAAGAGGCUUCAAUAGCAUGGAAGGAUUGAUCGUCCAUAAUUGAGGAAGAGAAAGCUGCCAAGUCUCGCAUCAUUGACAAACAGGAAGAUAAAAACUGUCCUUACUCUAUAAAUGCUAUUGAUAUAAUGACAUCAAGCAAUGGAACAGUUUUUGAUAUACCUUGCGGUCUUGUUGAAGAUUCCUCCAUUACAAUAGUUGGCAUUCCUAAUGGGCACAAUGGAAGCUUUCAAGUUGAACUUGAAGGCUCCCAGCUUCGAGGAGAGCAAAACCAUCCUAUUAUCUUGCAUUACAGAGUAAGCCUACCUGGAGACAAUAUGACAGACGAGCCUUUUAUUGUUCAGAAUACAUGGAGUAAUGAACAUGGUUGGGGCAAAGAGGAGAAAUGUCCUGCUCAUGGAUCUGCUAACAACCCAAAGCCAAAAGUUGAUGGACUUGUUCUUUGCAAUGAACAAAUUGUCAGAAGCACGGUGGAAGAGACUCUAAAUGCAAGUCAUCCUGGUAGAGACAUUUUAGCUAAUGUUUCCCAAGGAAGCGCUUAUGCAAGUGCUAAUUUCCCAUUCUCUAAGGGGAAUCCUUUCACUGCUACAUUUUGGGUUGGUUCAGAGGGAUUCCAUAUGACUGUGAAUGGAAGGCACGAAACAUCUUUUGCAUAUAGGGAGAAACUUGAACCAUGGGCAGUGAGUGGAGUCAAAGUAGACGGUGGUUUUGAUAUGUUAUCUGUCUUAGCCAAAGGGUUGCCUGUUUCUGAAGAUCAUGAUUUAGUCGUUGAUGUUGAGCUCCUCAAAGCCCCAGUGACAAAAAAGAAAAGACUAGCAAUGUUGGUUGGGGUUUUUUCCACUGGAAAUAAUUUUGAGCGCCGAAUGGCACUGAGAAGGUCUUGGAUGCAGUAUGAGGCUGUACAUUCAGGGGAUGUAGCUGUCCGAUUUUUCAUUGGUCUUCACAAGAACAGUCAAGUCAAUUUUGAGCUGUGGAAAGAAGCUCAAGCAUAUGGAGAUGUGCAAUUGAUGCCUUUUGUUGAUUAUUAUAGUCUGAUUAGUUUGAAAACAAUUGGAAUUUGUAUUAUGGGGACCAAAAUUCUCCCUGCUAAAUAUAUCAUGAAAACAGAUGAUGAUGCUUUUGUUAGGAUUGAUGAAGUUCUUACUAGUCUCAAGGGAAAAGCAUCUAAUGGCCUGUUAUAUGGUCUUAUGUCCUUCGACUCAUCACCACAUAGGGAAAAGGACAGCAAAUGGUAUAUCAGUAAUGAGGAGUGGCCCCAUUCUUCGUAUCCACCAUGGGCACAUGGCCCAGGAUAUAUUGUCUCUCGAAAUGUUGCAAAGUUCAUUGCUCAGGGCCACCAAGAAAGAGAUCUCAAGUUAUUUAAACUGGAAGAUGUCGCAAUGGGAAUAUGGAUUGAACAGUUCAAGAAGAGCGGUCAAGAAGUGCAUUACAUAAGUGACGAGAGGUUUCACAAUACUGGAUGUGAAUCAAAUUAUAUUCUUGCUCAUUACCAAAGCCCAAGGUUGGUAUUAUGUCUUUGGGAGAAGUUGCAGAAAGAGCAUCAGCCUAAUUGCUGCGAGUAAUCACGUGAAAAUAGCUGAACGUUCAAGAGUGAUUUUCUUCUUAGGCCAAGCUAGAAUUAAAAGCUCUACUAAGGAUUCUGUGUUGGGGUCACAGCUUUUUAGGAUUGGCUCUAGUGUGUUUGGUGUCGUCAUAUCUGUUUGUUGACAUUAAUCACACUCAUAUGACGGAUGAAAUGAUUGAUUAGCAAAUGUUGAGGAUCUUCUUGUUGGUGUAAGUUACUAAGUUAAUAUAAAUUCUUUUCUAUUCUUUAAA